Sphaerodactylus townsendi is the source of this 2215-nucleotide messenger RNA. It is a transcript of the gene TMEM120A, whose product is annotated as transmembrane protein 120A. Gene Ontology annotation, cellular component: membrane. The coding region runs from base 114 to 1139 and encodes 341 amino acids. The record is from RefSeq and is a predicted model, not a curated record. Gene Ontology annotation, biological process: fat cell differentiation. Lineage: Eukaryota; Metazoa; Chordata; Lepidosauria; Squamata; Sphaerodactylidae. The transcript has 12 exons.
GGAAGCACCAGCUCUUCCCUCCCCUCUGAGGAGGGAGUGACGGACGGGCAGUUCCAUCGCUGGCGGCGCCCACCGGCGUGCCAAACGACGCCGACGAGGCUGCCGCUGCCACCAUGAGCCGCCGGGCUUCGUUCAGCGAGUGCCUGCGCGACUGGGAGGAGCUGCAGGACGGCUUCCAGCGGGUGCAGGAGACCCACAGGUUGUACAAGCAGAAGUUGGAAGAGCUGACGAAGCUCCAAGAUGGGAUCUCCAGCUCUAUCACGCGGCAGAAGAAACAGCUGAAGGAGCUAUCGCUGGCCCUCAAAAAGUGCAAGUCUUCCCUUCUUGCCAAUGAGGAGGAGACUGUUCAGGAGAUCCAGGAUAUGAUCAAAGAGCGGCAGAAUGUCUUCUUUGAAAUGGAAGCUUAUUUGCCCAAGAAGAACGGGUUGUACCUGAACCUCGUCCUGGGGAACGUGAACGUCACUCUGCUCAGCAAGCAGGCUAAGUUUGCCUACAAGGAUGAGUAUGAAAAGUUCAAGCUCUACCUCACCAUCAUCCUCAUCAUUAUUUCUUUCACCUGCCGGUUCCUCCUCAACUCCAGGGUGACAGAUGCCGUCUUCAAUUUCCUCCUGGUCUGGUACUACUGCACGCUCACCAUCCGGGAGAGCAUCCUGAUCAACAAUGGCUCCAAGAUCAAGGGCUGGUGGGUUUUUCAUCAUUACAUUUCCACCUUCCUUUCUGGCGUCAUGUUGACAUGGCCAGAUGGACUCAUGUACCAGAUGUUCAGGAACCAAUUCCUUUCUUUUUCCAUGUAUCAGAGUUUUGUACAGUUCUUGCAGUAUUACUACCAGAGCGGCUGCCUCUACCGGCUCAGAGCCCUGGGAGAGCGACACAACAUGGACCUCACUGUGGAGGGCUUCCAAUCAUGGAUGUGGAGGGGCCUCACCUUCCUGCUCCCAUUCCUCUUCUUUGGCCAAUUCUGGCAGCUUUACAACGCCAUCACGCUCUUCCGACUGGCGAGGCAUCCCGAAUGCAAAGAGUGGCAGGUGUUGAUGUGCGGCCUUCCUUUCUUCGUCCUCUUCACCGGCAACUUCUUCACCACCUUGCGAGUCGUCCACCAGAAGUUCCAAGAGAAGACUAAGGACUCCAAGAAGGAGUGAACCGCGGGCUCCCAAGCGCCUGUCCUCGCCAACUCCGGACAUUUCACCCUCCGCCUAGUUUCUGUCAUUCUCGGCCCUGAGCUGGGGAGCCCCAGUCCUGUGCUCCUGAACUGAUCCGCUUUCGGCCGAGCGUCUUCUUUUUCCCUGCUCCAUCCUCCCAUGAACUGGUGGCAAAAAUGAAGCUGAAUGUGACCACUGCUGGCCAAUCUGGCGUGACGCUUGUCCUCGGAUGGUGGGACUCCAGGAUAACAACCACAGGCCAGAGAGCUGCAGUGACUUUAUUCCAUGACUCUUGAAUGUCAUUCUGAAUUUGCUUCCCUCUUUCCCAUGACCCCUCCUCACCUGGGGACCACUACUGCUUGAAGCUCCCAUCUACCAGGUGGGGGCAUGUUCGGCCUUGACCAUCUUGCAAGGCCACCUGAGCCUGGUUUUAGGGGCAAAGGAGUGUCUCGGGAGCUGUGUCUCCGCCGAUCUUGGCUUUUGUGCUGCCAAGAUCAGAGUCAACUUCUCCGAUUUUGGCUUUUGUGCUGAAGUUUGAUAUCUACUGUCAGGCUCAUGAGAGACCUUUUGCCUUGUGGAUUUGGGCUCCACUCCUGUCUGGUAAUUUUACUGGAGUGGGGGCGAAGGGCUGGCUGUUUGUCAGAGUCUUGUUCGUGUACUGCCUGGUUUCCUCUCCGUCGGUAUCCUACAACCACCAAAAGGCACUCCUUGAUGUCCACCCAAGUCUCUUGUUUGACCACCUGCCAAUGAGAACCGAUGGAUGAUCCCCCCCCCUCAUUUUUUUGUGUCCCUCCUGAAGUCACAAGGGAUCACGGCUGGCCAGAGAAGCUUAGAAUGUGCGUGUUGUGAAGGCGGUCCGGAAAAAAACGGUUGUUGGGGGGUGGAGCACAUUUGGUGCUCCCUCCUCCUCCCUCAGCUGUGGUGUCCCGUAUUUUGAAGCGGUGUCGUGUGUGUGAUGUUUGUCCUAGGAAAGCCGGAAGGAGCUGGCUGGCCCUCCACCUGUGUUGUUUCAUCUCUUCUCAACAUGUAUGCUUGCCAUUAAAAAGUGUUGAAAAAAUAAAGGGAAAUGAAGCGCC